UGGUGUCUUUAUCAAAGAUAAAAACAUACACACUUUAAUAGAGUUUCUGAGAGAACAAAGCUUAGAAUGUCUUGGUUCCUUGUAAUACUGUUUCUGAUAGUUACAUUUGGUAGUUUUUCUGAGGCUAGCCAUGACAAGAAACCUCUUCCUUCUGCUGUUGUUGUUGGCACUGUUUACUGUGACACAUGUUUCCAACAGGAUUUCUCCAUGGAUAGCCAUUUCAUUUCAGGUGCAUCAGUUGAAGUAGAAUGCAAAGAUGGAAACAAAAUUUCAAAACCAACAAGAAGAUUCAAGAAACAAGUAAAAACAAACAAGCAUGGUGAAUUCAGAGUCCAACUCCCAUUCUCAGUUAGCAAACAUGUGAAAAAAAUCAAAGGAUGUGUUGUGAAAUUAAUAAGCAGCAAUGAACCAUAUUGUGCUGUAGCCUCAACAGCCACAUCUUCAUCACUUCACCUAAAAUCAAAAAAACAAGGACUUCACAUUUUCUCAGCUGGUUUUUUCUCAUUCAAACCACUUAAACAACCAAAUCUUUGUAACCAAAAACCAAAAAACAAGAAUCACCAUCUUUUUGAUUCUUUGAAAACUUCAUCAUAUAUUCCUAAUUACAUUGAUCCAUCAUUUCAACCACCACUUCAAGAUCCAAUCACACCACCUAGUCUUGGUGAUGUUCUUCCUUUGCUUCCACCACUUCUUCCACUAUUACCAAAACUACCCCCAUUGCAAAUACCAAUACUGACACCACCAAUCCCUAGAGAAAAAAUCAAUGAUCAAUAUUCCACAUUAUCACAAUCAACUAAAAAUCCAAAAAAAGUUGAAAAAGUGGAUAACAUUGAAACAUUUAAUAUUCCUCCUAAUCCAUUGUUUCCACCACCAUUAGUACCUAAUAAUCCAUUAUUACAACCACCAAGUUCACCACUUAUUCCUCCUAACCCAUUUCAACCACCAACACCACCACCAUCAUUUUUUCCUCCUAAUCCAUUACAGCCUCCUCCAUCAAGAUCUUCUUCACCAUUGUUUCCUUUUCCAUCUGUACCAGGUUUUGGUCCUUCUCCUUCACCACCUUCACCACCACCAAGUUUGUCUUUUCCUUUUCCUCCAAUAUUCCCUCCACCUGGUACAACUCCUCCUUCUUCAAAGAAGGCUUCUCCUUAACAAAAUUAACCGAAGACAACCUCUUAAACAAAUCUCAAUUGUCUCGAAGAUUAGUCUUUGCAGUUGUGAGCAACAUAGUUAAUGUAUUUACUAUCUACGCAUUAUUCUCUAAUAACUCCUUCCUUGUGAUGUACUUUACUUUUUUAUUAUCUUUUCUUCAUGGAUAUUAUAAUAUGGUAUGAUGUUUAGUAACUAAUUAUUUAUAUUUA
Cicer arietinum (chickpea) is the source of this 1361-nucleotide messenger RNA. RefSeq lists its product as uncharacterized. NCBI's taxonomy places the organism in Eukaryota, Viridiplantae, Streptophyta, Magnoliopsida, Fabales, Fabaceae. The record is from RefSeq and is a predicted model, not a curated record.